AUCCCCGGAACUCAGCUGCAGGCGACGCAAUGUUCUAAGAAAAAUUAAAAAACGGGAGAUUUUUAUAGAUGAACCAUUUCCCCUUUGACUGUUGAAUGCUCUUUCAGUCAGCGCAUCGUAACUAUUACGCCACAAUCUCCCGGAUCCGGAUGGGUGCAGGUUCCCCAGCAGCAAAAACAGACAGUUAUUGAUAAAAUUGUUUAACAUGGUACAUCCAUGUGAAAACAGUUUGUUGUCCUUCGAUGCUGCCGUGUUGGUCGAACACAAUCGACUACGUGCCCAGCACUCGGCCGACCCGCUAACGCUCAAUUCAACCAUUAGUCAAUGCGCGCAGGAAUGGGCCAAUCACAUAGCCAGUCGGAAUUGUAUGCAACAUCGGCCGAACAAUCGUUACGGUGAAAAUAUUUACGCUUGCUGCGGCAAAAUUGAUGUCUCAGGAGAAGAGGUGGUCCGAGCAUGGUACAACGAAAUCAAGGACUACCGUUUUGAACAGGCCAAUCCUUGCAACUUCUGUCAGGUGGGCCAUUUCACUCAGGUGGUGUGGAAGAGUUCAACACAGCUGGGAGUGGGCAUCGCUAGGAAUGGGAAAAAUUUGUACGUCGUAUGCAACUACGAUCCUCCAGGAAACUACGGCGGACAGUACCUGGCUAAUGUUGCUUGCAGCUAGUUGUUCAUUUAACAGUUACAAGGAUGGUUAUUUUUAAUAUAUGUUAUAUGUAUAUAUAUAGGAACAUAUAUAGGUAUAGAACAUACAAAUUUAUACGCGAGGUACUCCGAACACCAUGUGUGUUGAAUGGGUACGAUAUCCUACGCAGGUGUGGAAGCUGCCUUCCUGCAUAUUCGCUUGCCGUCAA
Molecule: messenger RNA, 854 nt
Organism: Ochlerotatus camptorhynchus
Lineage: Eukaryota; Metazoa; Arthropoda; Insecta; Diptera; Culicidae
Exons: 3
Coding region: 206-667 (153 amino acids)
Cellular component (GO): extracellular region
Source: RefSeq, a predicted model, not a curated record